Messenger RNA from Plectropomus leopardus (leopard coralgrouper), 3289 nucleotides. It is a transcript of the gene rbm44, whose product is annotated as RNA binding motif protein 44. Gene Ontology annotation, molecular function: RNA binding. NCBI's taxonomy places the organism in Eukaryota, Metazoa, Chordata, Actinopteri, Perciformes, Serranidae. The record is from RefSeq and is a predicted model, not a curated record.
CUAACGCGGGCGUGGUGGAGCCGUCGCGGGUGUUGCCCUGCAGGUACAACACGGUGGCCGAGUCCCACAGAGAACAGAAAAUUAUUUCUGGACAGUUCUGUAUUUAAUUUGGUGGAUAACCAUAUAUACCUUUCCUUAACUGACCCCAAGCUGCUGGGUUGGUAUCUCCAUUUGUGUCCAGAAGACAGGAAGAUCAUACAAGAUGACGGAGGGUUUCACCACUUCCUGCAAAGACAUCCGGCCCUAGAGCUGUCUCGGCAUCAUGUUUAUGUGAAGAACACCACUGGAGCCAACAGACCUGCGCAGCCGAUCAUGACAUCCAGCAACCACACGCACGACGCGCAAUCUACAAUGUCAGGAGCAAAGACAAGCAGAUCUGAAAUGCCUCAUGCACAUCGCGACAUAGAGGUGCUUCCCAAUUUGAGAGAGACAUUGACCCUGCUUGGCUGUAGCAACAGUGGGGAUGCAUCACAAAAACAUCCGCAUGAGGGAGUCUGCCACACCAAACAGCAAAUCCGCCUGCAAGACCGCUUCCUAACAGCCUUUGACAGCCAGAUCCCACAGGAAGCAAACCAUCAGACCGCCCAAACUGUGAUGGGUUCAUCCCAUCUGAGCGAACAAAGGCCAUUAUGGCAGAUGGCGAGCAAUAGCAACAGUGCAGCUGUGUUCAAGGAUCCAGCAACCCUGGCAAGCUUCUCUCUGGACGUGGAGCUGGAAAGAUGCAGACUGGGGGGAAAGCCAGAGCUCAGGAGCCAGACUGCAAUGGCACAAAGCCAGUGUGCUGACUUCACAUAUGCUGAAGUCAGUCAGAUACAGCCAACAAGUGAAAAAGACUCGUCUCUGGAGUACUACAGCUUUGACAGUGUUGCAGUGGAUGGUACAGAGUUCAGUGACAGGAGCAUCAUGCAGCCAGACGAGUUACAACAGGUCGGCUCUCCUUUGGAUCAAGUGGAGGAAAACAGCACAGUGGAACUUUGUCAGGAUCACAUGGUCUGUGGUAACGAGAACACUGCAGAUAAUGAUGGUUUCCGAUGCGUCGAAGAUCAGAGCGACAGCUUCCACAGCAUCAUGAGCGACGAUAAGAGCAUCGUCAUCUGUCUGACCAGCAAAACUGUGAAAGCACACACCACCGGGGUUCACUCGGCUCCUGUCAUCUCUGACAGUGAAGCGCAGGCAGCCAGCAGUGAGACCUUGAAGUCUGAUUCGUCUGCCGUGAAGAUUAACACUGCAGAAACAUCCGCCUCCCCUCUGCCCCGCGCUUCUACCUGUGUCGUUAUGGUCGGCACUGAGCGGGCACCGCGCACGUCAGCUGGCACCCAAACUGAGGAUCCAGAAACAGCAGACAAGCAUGUUAUCACUGAGGUCCACAUGGCAGACCUGGACUAUCUCGCUGAGGAAUUUAUCAAACUCAGCAUGGCUCAGGAGGAACAUAGAGAGCAAAAAGAGAAAAGGAAGAGUUUGGGCUGUUCAUUGACGAAGGACUGUGACUGUAUCCAGCGUGCUCAGCAGGCAGAGCUGCACCUGCUCGCCCUGCAGUACGCCGUGUGCCGACAGCACUGCUGGAGACUCUUCUGCACGUCUGCUGAGGGAGGCCAGCUCCCCCCAACCCCAAAGAACCCUCCUGUCAACAUUUCAAGCGUUCUGCAAAAACUAGACUCCGACUACAGUCAGAUGAGGGAUAAGAUCGUGGCAGGAGUCCCUCUGGAGCAACUUGAGUCUCUGUCUGUUGAUUCUGAGAAGAUUACCACAGGAGCAAGAUACUCCCCUGCACAGAUCAUUGCUGAUGUCCUUGGAGAUGUUCCAACUUGGAGCUCUGAGGAGCAGAAGAAACCUGAAACAUCAGAGCAAAAAUGUUCUGAUAACAAAAGCAGAAGCAGCUGCAGGUCUCAACAGCUUUGGUGUUUGACUCGUCUUAAACAGGUCAAGAAGGAGAACAGCAAACCGAGGAGAGCUGUCACUCUUGUCCCCUGGGACAAAGAUGUUCUCCAUAAAGCAGACAAGCCAGAAGAAAAGCAGACAACAGCUGAAUGCAAUGAGCUCAGCACAUGUGAGGCGUGGUACGAUGCUGAAGAAGACCUGGAGCCCGCAGGAGCUGCAGCGGCUGCCGAGACGGGACAAGAGUCGGACCCAACCGUGAUCGCAAAAGAUGUGACGAACAAAUCAGCCAGCGAGGACGUCAAGAGCUCCGUCCUCUGUGUUUCCAAUCUGCCCGCCAGUGUGACUGACAGUGAUGUGAUGCUGUGGUUUGAGAAAUACCGUCCCUCUGAAGUCAGCAUCAGUGCUUUGAAGAAUGAUUUGAGAGUUGCCAUAGUGAUUUUAAGCGGAGUCCAAUCUGCCGAGGCUGCAGCGAGAGAGCUGAAUGGCUGCUGCGUGCAAGGCCAUGCUUUACAUGUGGAGCACAUCAACAGAGCCCCUGGUGGGAGCCAGAACCAGAGCCAGAACCAGAACCAGAGCCAGGCUUCAGCCUCCAUCAGGGGGCCCGGGUCUUCACGGGAGGCCGCCAAACCACAAAACUCCAGGACUGACUCCAGCUGCACUGACAGAAAGCUGAUAACUCAGCCGCCGCUCAGCUCCGGCAUCAAGAACAGGAAGGUGGUGUGCAUCUCCCCGACAGCGAAGGGAACCUGCGUGCCUCAACACUACGGCACCAUGGGCAGCUUCGACACCCUGAUGGCAGAGCUGACACAGCGCCACCCCGACGUCGCGAGGCAGAGGAUUGUGGACGCUCUGAUGGAGCUGAAGGACAAACACCAGGGCGUCCUCAGCGGCCUGCCGCUCAGGACCAUCAGGGAGAUGACGUCCGAGCUCCUGAGCAGGCAGCCAGCUCCGCGCAGUUAGGAGGAAGCAGUGCUUCAGAUGUUUUCUUUGAAAACUACCUCGACCCCUCGAGUUUUCCUUUAGAACUCAGAUGUUUGACAGAAAGGGGAAAUAGUUCUUCUAAAAGGAAUUAGAAAAAACGUUCUAAAACUGUGUUUUACUUCACCGUAGAGACCAUUCCUUCAAAGUAGCAUCAGAUGGUUUAUUUACCGCUUUUUGUUUUGGAUAUUUGAAAGUUUGAGGGCACACUUCACACAGUGCCUCCUCUGUCAGUUUUUUGGGAGUUACAUGAAAAUGUUAUUAUUUUAAUUUGUUUUUAAUCAGAGUUUAUACAGAUUUCUGGUAUGGUGUUGAAGUUAAAGUUGUUCACAGAGCAUCUUUGGUUGUAUUUUAUGUCGUCUGUAAGUGAAAAGGAUAUUUUCCUUACGUUAGCUUUGUUCUGCUCAAUGUCAGCUGCUUUCUGUUUGAUUCA